Carassius gibelio (silver crucian carp) is the source of this 2321-nucleotide messenger RNA. Its product is annotated as 60 kDa lysophospholipase-like. The transcript has 18 exons. NCBI's taxonomy places the organism in Eukaryota, Metazoa, Chordata, Actinopteri, Cypriniformes, Cyprinidae. Gene Ontology annotation, molecular function: protein binding; asparaginase activity. The record is from RefSeq and is a predicted model, not a curated record. Gene Ontology annotation, biological process: amino acid metabolic process. Bases 187 to 1962 code for a protein of 591 amino acids.
GGCAGCUCGUGGCAUACUGUAUGAAUUUCUGUGUGAACUGUGUGGUUUAUAGCGGUGUUGAUCUUAGUUUUCUCCCCGUACUGUCGGUCAAGGGACUCUGUGGAGGCAGCUGUUGGAACGAGGUUCCUGAUUAGCUGGAAGUCAGCAUGGAAUCCUGUGAAUUUGCCUACUUCUACAAGAAAAGACAUGGAUUUGCAUUUUCUGUCUCAGAAGUCUGUCUGCCAGAGCACCAUUGGAAUGGGUCGUAGAAGAGUUUCCUACGCUUGUUCGGGGUCUACUGAACAAAGCACCGAGACAAGUGUCCUGGUCAUAUACACCGGUGGAACCAUCGGAAUGGUCUUGCAUGAUGGCGUUCUGUCUCCAGAACCUAAUGCUCUUUUCGAAAAUGUGCGCAAACUCCCCUUCAUGCAUGAUGAGCAGUAUGCACAAAACACGAAACUGUAUGAACGUUAUAAGCCGGAGAAGAAAAUACUGGUGUUGCCAAAAUCUAAACUGGACAUGAGGGUUGUGUAUAUCUUUUUAGAGUACUCUCCCCUGCUUGACUCCAGUAAUAUAACCCCGGACGACUGGGUCACUAUUGGAAAAGACAUUGAGAGAAACUAUGAAAAAUAUGAUGGUUUUGUCGUUCUGCAUGGCACAGACACAAUGGCUUACACUGCCUCUGCCUUAUCCUUCAUGUGUGAGAAUCUGGGAAAGCCCGUCAUCGUCACCGGAUCACAGCUGCCCAUCUUUGAGAUGAGGAGUGAUGGGAGGGACAACUUUGUGGGGGCGCUGUUGAUUGCAGGACAGUUUCAUAUCCCUGAGGUUUGCCUCUAUUUUCAUGAUAAGCUGUACCGAGGCAAUCGUGUCACCAAAGUGGACUCUGGAAGCUUUAAGGCAUUUGCGUCUCCAAACCUGCCUCCAUUAGCCGAUUUGGAAAGCGACAUCAAAAUUAACUGGGACACUGUGAGGCCACUCAGCCCAAAUGGUAAAUUCACAGUCUGCAAAGAAAUGAACCACAAUGUGGGCCUCCUGCGAAUCUUUCCAGGGAUCACUACUGAUACAGUCAAGGCCUUCUUGAAGGCUCCUAUGGAUGGUGUCAUCUUGGAGACCUAUGGCUGUGGUAAUGCCCCCAGCAAUCGCAAGGACCUGCUGGAUGAGAUCCAUAAAGCGACCCAGAGAGGAGUCAUCAUAGUAAACUGCUCUCAGUGUCUUAGGGGCACGGUCACAAUAUCAUAUGCAACUGGCCAGGCUCUGAGUCAGGCCGGUGUGAUUGUUGGGUUUGAUAUGACCCAGGAAGCUGCUCUUUCAAAACUCGCACAUGUGCUGGCAAAACGAGACCUCAGUUUAGAAGAAAAGAAGAAGAUGAUGACUAAAAAUCUGCGUGGUGAGAUGACAGCUGAACCGGAGGGGGCAAAGCUUUCCAUCAGCGACAGUCGCUUUAUUCAGAUUAUAGCCAAGACCCUCAGCGUUGGCUGUAAAGAGGAGCUUGAAGGAAUACGAGAUGCACUAAUGCCCACUCUGGCCUGUGCUGCUGCUAAGAAUGGAGACACUGAGGUUUUAGAGGCCAUAAGGAAUAUGGGAACUGACUUGAAUAAACCAGAUUAUGAUGGCCGCACUCCCCUUCACAUCGCCGCAUGUCAGGGGCAUCUGAAUAUAGUGGACUAUCUGCUGGAUAAAGGGGCCAGCGUCUUUGCCAAAGAUCGCUUUGGUGAUACACCCCUUCGCAAUGCCAUUCUCCUCAGAUGUAAGGAUGCUGUGGAGAUGCUGAAUAAGUAUGGAGCUCACCUCUCCCGUGAUGAAUUGCAGGAUACUGGAACGGAGCUGUGCCGUCUUGCUGCAAGUGGCGACUUGGAGGGACUGAAGAUAUGGAAGUUAGCUGGGGUUGAUAUGGCCACGUCUGGGUAUGAUGGGAAGACACCAGUUGAAGUGGCAAGAGCAUUUGGAUGUAAGGAGGUUGUGGACUUCCUAGAGGCUGCUUAGGGCCAAAUUCAGAAUGGGGAGUUUAUCAGAUGAAUUCUUUUCCAACAAGAAUCCUGAGGAGGCUAGCUGUCACUUCCAGCAAUUAUCAUCUGUCCACUUUCUCAUCUCAUUCAAUAGUAGUUAAAAAAUAUUAAUAAUAAUCCAUUGUGCUUUAACAGUAUACUUUUAGAUUUGAAUGCAUUGUUCAUAAGGGAUCAUCAUUUCUGCAUAUGCUAAUUUUCUGAGAAUUGUACAGUACAGGAUAUGGUAACUGCUGAUUUCAAAACUAUCUGAAAAUCUUUUUGGGGAUAAUUAUCAUUUCUGUGAUGGUGUGAUGAUAACAUUUACAUUUAUUAGUUUAGUAAAAGCUUUUAUCCAAA